Molecule: messenger RNA, 588 nt
Organism: Fraxinus pennsylvanica
Lineage: Eukaryota; Viridiplantae; Streptophyta; Magnoliopsida; Lamiales; Oleaceae
Source: the annotation of a GenBank genome assembly
AUGUUUCAACCUGAGGUAACGCGGUUUGUCCCAACUAUCGGUGUUGUAGGGGACGGUUUUUGCUUCCCUUAUCUAGUGGACCUGAUUGUGAAGAAAAAUACUGGAUUCUCUAACACAAAUAUCGACGUGGUAGACGACAAUGGAACUCUCUUGCUGCAAGUUAGGGGUUCCAUAUGGCAAUUCAAGAAGAAGAGAGUUAUGUGUGAUUCAAUAUCUUCUCCUCUUUUGACAAUGCGCCAAAAGGAGGUUGCUUGGCGUCAACGUUGGACAGUUCAUCACGGGGUGGGCUCAGAAGAAAGGGAUCUUCUCUAUACUGUGGAACAAUCACAGUCUAUCCAGUUCAAAACACAACUUAGUGUAUUUCUGGCAACCAACCUAACUAGAGAAAUCUGCGAUUUCCGUGUAGUUGGAAGUUAUGUUUCUCAGUCUUUCAAAGUUUAUAAAGGAGACACUUUGAUAGCAGAGGUAAAGCAGAGGUUCAAGUUGGGAAGCUUAGGCAAAGAGAAGUUUGAAGCAAGAGUUUAUCCUGGGGUUGAUUAUGCAUUCAUUGUGUCUUUACUUGUAAUACUUAAUGAAAUAGAUGCUUGA